Nicotiana attenuata is the source of this 1887-nucleotide messenger RNA. RefSeq lists its product as uncharacterized. The coding region runs from base 1 to 1887 and encodes 628 amino acids. The transcript has 4 exons. Lineage: Eukaryota; Viridiplantae; Streptophyta; Magnoliopsida; Solanales; Solanaceae. The record is from RefSeq and is a predicted model, not a curated record.
AUGAAAAAUAGAUGCAGCCAAAACAAGAUUAGAAGACUAAUAAAAGGAAAUGGGAGCAUAGUGCAAACAAGGGAGGACAUUGAGGAGGAGGUGACAGGAUUUUAUCAACAGCUAUUUGGCUCAUCAGCAAGUGAGUUGCCUGCUAUUAAUCCAACUAUUAUGAGAGAUGGUCCCAUGAUGAAUAGACAGCAACAACUACAACUAAUUGCAGAGAUCACAAAGGAGGAGAUUUAUCAGGCUCUGAAAGGUAUCAGUGAUAACAAAGCCCCUGGGUGUGAUGGAUUUAAUGCUCUAUUUUUCAAAAAGGUUUGGCCUGUAGUAGGAGAUACAAUCACAGAUGCAGUCAUGGAAUUUUUUGCAAACUCAAAUAUGUAUCAGCCUAUUAACUACACAACAAUAACCCUUGUUCCUAAGGUGAAAAGUCCUUCUAAAAUUACUGAGUACAUGCCAAUAUCAUGCUGCACAAUUCUUUACAAGAUUAUAUCAAAGAUACUAACAAACAGACUACAAGGAGUGAUGGAUGGGCUGGUGGAUAAGAGUCAGUCUGCAUUUGUUCCUGGUAGACUGAUAAGUGAUAACAUAAUACUCAGUCAUGAGUUAGUGAAAGGUUAUGGCAGGAAAGGUAUUUCUCCCAGAUGUAUGCUGAAGAUAGACAUGAAGAAGGCAUAUGAUUCAGUAGAGUGGGGUUAUCUAGAGCAAGUGUUGACACACCUGCAGCUGCCAGGAAGAUUUGUGCAAUGGAUUAUGAGUUGUGUUACAACAGUAUCAUACUCCAUUAUGAUUAAUGGGCAGCCUACAAAGCCAUUUCAUGCUAAAAAGGGAUUGAGACAGGGAGAUCCCCUAUCUCCUUACUUAUUUGUACUGGUUAUGGAGUAUUUGACAAGGCUGUUGAAGACUCUUAAAAAGGAUCCUAACUUCAACUAUCAUCCUAAAUGUGGCAAACUAAACAUAGCAUCAGGGCUAGAGGCAAAUGCUGAUAAAAGUUCCAUAUUCUUUGGUGGAGUGCAUGAUGAUCAGCAACAGAGGAUAUUACAAGACUUGGGGUUUGUUCCACCAGUUUGGGAGAAUUCAACUAAUCAAGAGUGUGCUAUUCUCUAUUCAAGUAUACUGGUCUCAGCUGGUGGUCUUAAUCUGCUAGCUAUAGAGGAAUGGAAUAAGGCAGCCAUAUGUAAACUCCUUUGGAACCUGUGCAAGAAGAAGGAUAGGCUAUGGGUGCAGUGGAUACAUGUGUAUUAUAAAAAGAAGAAUACACUGUGGGACACUGCACCAAAACAAGCCUCUUGGAUAGUGCAGAAGAUACUUAAAGCCAAGCAAUACUUGGAGGAAGUUGGCUAUAUAGAGGAGGAUGUAGAGGAGAUAAACAACUUUUCUAUCAAGAAUAUGUAUGGGAAACUGAGGGGGGAAUUUGAUAGAGUACCAUGGAGGAAACUGGUGCACAGCAGUAUUGGAGUACCAAAGUGGAACUUCAUAGUCCACCUAGCUGCACAUAGAAGAUUAAUGAUAAAAGACUGGCUAAGGGGAUUGGGCUAUGUAGAGGAUGUAACAUGUUCUUUGUGUAAUAGUGAGGAGGAGACAGUGGAUCAUCUGUUUUUUAAAUGUACCUUUGCAUCGAGAAUAUGGACAGCAAUGCUACAAUGGCAAGGGAUUCAGAGGCAACCAAUGAUGUGGGCAAAUGAGCUUGAAUGGGCAGGGAAGUACUACAGAGGGAGGAGCACAACAGCUGAGCUACAUAAACUUGUGUUGGCAGGAACACUGUAUUACAUAUGGCAAGAAAGGAAUGGCAGGAUUUUCAACAGACUUCAACGAUCAGAAGUCACUCUAAGCAGAGCAAUUACUCAGGAUGUGCAUGGGAGAGGAGAAAGCAAACACAGGAUACAAAGAAGAUAA